Molecule: messenger RNA, 3342 nt
Organism: Amphiprion ocellaris (clown anemonefish)
Lineage: Eukaryota; Metazoa; Chordata; Actinopteri; Pomacentridae
Gene: slc22a16
Product: solute carrier family 22 member 16
Exons: 8
Coding region: 110-1837 (575 amino acids)
Biological process (GO): transmembrane transport
Cellular component (GO): membrane
Source: RefSeq, a predicted model, not a curated record
UGGGGUGUCUCCCUGCGUCCCUCCCUCCCUCCCCUCUGUCCGUGAAAGCCUUCUUUAUUUGGUGCUGACGCGCCGCGGAGAGACGCACCGGGAGCGCACGGACACAAAAAUGACCGUGGAGAGGAUAUUCGACGAGCUGGGACAUUUCAAAAGAUUUCAGGCCUGUCUGUACUUUGCAGCAGUCUUCCAGGCCGUAGCAUGUGGGAUCCACUACCUGGCCUCGGUUUUCCUGGUGGAGACUCCAAACUUUGUGAGCAGCGUGCCUGGCAACAUCACCGACGUCCUGUACGGUAACGUGACGGCGUCCAGUCUGGAGGAUGUCCUGCCGGUUUUUAAAGCGGGGAAGGGACCUUUGGUGAUCCGGACAGCUGAAGGAGAGCAGUGGGAGCUGAGCCGGUGCCACUGCUCCCUGCGCAUCGACCCCGGGGACUUUACCUAUGACUUUUAUGGCAACAAAACGGUGAAAGCGUGUGGCGGUAACUUUGUGUACGACCACACUGAGGUCUACCAAAGCAUCGUGACUGACUGGGACUUGGUGUGCGAGAAAGAGUGGCUGGCCAAGCUGUGCCAGCCCACCUUCAUGGUGGGGGUGCUGAUCGGAGCGCUGGUGUUCGGGGACAUCGCUGACAGAGUUGGUCGUGUGAAGAUCCUGAUGUUCACCAGCCUCUGCCAGUUUGGGCUCGGAGUGGCCGUCGCGUUCACUGGAAACUACUAUUUUUUUGUGGUGCUCCGCUUUCUCCUCGCUAUGGUGUCCAGUGGCUACCUGGUGGUGGUGUUCGUCUAUGUGACGGAGUUCACCGGCAUCAAGGUGCGAACGUGGACUUCUAUGCACGUGCACGCGGCCUUUGCGGUUGGCAUCAUGGUGGUGGCUCUGACCGGCUACCUGGUGCGGGUUUGGUGGAUCUACCAGAUCGUCCUCUCCACCUGCACCUCGCCCUUCCUGUUCUUCUGCUGGAAGUUCCCCGAGACGCCGUUCUACCUGAUGGCCAAGAGCCGCUACAAGGACGCUCAGACGCUGCUGGAUAAGAUAGCCCGCUUCAACGGCCUCGAAUGCAGGCUGAGGGCGGAGGAUCUGCUGGAGUCGGAGAAUGGCAGAGCUCUGGUGGAGCAGGAGGCGGCUGAGGAGAAGCCGUCGCAGUCUGAGAAGAAGCUGUCCAUCCUGGACCUGUUUGGGAGCUGGAGGAUGACGGGGCGAACGUGCACGGUGUGGGCCAUUUGGUUCAUCGGCAGCUUGGGCUACUACGUCUUCUCUUUGGGCUCAGUUAACCUGGGAGGAAACCAGUACAUUAACCUCUUCCUUGCUGGUGCAGUGGAGCUCCCCUCCUAUCUGAUUGGCUGUUUUGCAAUGGACCGGAUUGGGAGGAAGAAGACGUGCGCUCCUGCUCUGCUCCUGGCCGGCGUCACCUGCAUGCUCAUCAUUGUGGUUCCAGCGAAAAUAGAGGCCCUGGCUAUCGCUCUCUGCAUGAUCGGAAAGUUUUCCAUUGCCAUUGCCUUCGGUCUCAUCUACCUGUACACCUGUGAGCUUUACCCAACCACCAUCAGGUCUCUGGCAGUAGGAAGUGGCAGCAUGAUGUGUCGUGUUGGCAGCGUGGUCGCUCCCUUCUGUGUUUACCUGGCUGAUGUCUGGAUCUACCUCCCUCAGCUGAUCGUUGGAAUCCUGGCAUUUAUUAUCGGAGUGCUGACGAUGCUGCUGCCGGAGACUCUGGGCAAACCUCUAACAACCACCUUGGAAGAGGCUGAAUCUCUGGGACGGGAGCUCAGCAAGAAGAAGUCGGCCCUGGGCAGUAAAGAGGACGAGGAGGGGCUGGAGCUGAACCAACAUGAAACCAAAGCCUGAGCUGUACAGAAAAACUAAAGAGAAGUUUUGGAAAAAAAACCCAGAAUGAACGAAGGGAGGACAGACAGGAAGUGAUGGCUGCCAAAUUGAUUUUUUUUUGGAUUAUUGGGGGAAAAAAAAUCUUUUAUUACAACUCUUGAAAUGACUUUUUUUGUCGUUGUUGACAUUUUGUUCUGCAAAGUGACCAACAGUUCGGAACGUCAAAGGUCCUGAGAAGCACAAACUCCUCUCCAUCAGUCACAGCAGUUCAUGAAUUCAACAAUCGAGCAUUUUGUGUGUGGAAUUUGUGUGUGUUCAAAACUUGUUCGUCCAAGACCAAGUGGGAAAAAAUAAGGGAUGAGUUCAUAUUUUGUCAUAUUUUUGUAGGUUUGACCAUCAUUUCUUGUUGGUAUAUUAGCAUUGCACUCACCGAAGAAUUACAGAGGAACAAAGCAACAUUUCUGCAAUCAAUCAGACAAUCAGACAGCUGAGCUACAUUAUCUCAAUCAGGUGUUUUUUUGCUGUGUUCCUCUGCAAUGAACCGACUACAGUCUUAAUAUUCCUGAUAGAACUGAUGGUCAUAACUGCAAAAUUAUAACAGAAUUAUAAGUUGUACUGAACAACCUGUAAAACAAAGAAAUCAUCGUUAUCUCUCAGCUUCCUUUCCAAACCAGUAAGUGCAGAUCACAGCUGUGCCUCAGAUAUUCUACAUUAAGUUACAUCUCAUUUAUUAUAUUGACACUAAGAAUAGAAUUUACUAUUCUGAUGUCAAAGAAGUGCCUUUUUUAAAAAUUUAAAGUCACCUUCUUGAACUUCCUGUUUAAUCUCAGGGCAUCGAUAUCACUGUGAAACUCUCAUUUUACGACUUAUUUAAAUUUUACCCUCAUUUUUGCCAUUAUCCUUAAUUCCAUCUUGUUGAAGAUGCCUCUGCUGAGCUUUAACUUUGUUCUCUGACGAGUGUGUGUGUGUGUGUGUGUGUGUGUGUGUGUGUGUGUGUGUGUGUGUGUGUGUGUGUGUGUGUGUGUGUGUGUGUGUGUGUGUGUGUGUGUUAGUGAAUAAGCUUUGUAAGUCAGUGUUUUAGUUUUCACAUCCUUAUAUUGUGAAUACAACCUUGAUGCUGGACGUGCUGAAGAGAAUCAGGUGAUGCUGUUUUAUUGUGUUUCAGAGUCGAGGCGUGAUCUCCAGAUGUUUGGACCAAAUGCAGGAAUGAACCACAAUAGUGGAGAAAUGUAAAUACCUGCUUCGCAUUACUGUAGUGUCCUAGUAGCAGGUUAUUAUUUCAUAUCAAACCGUUGUGUGGUGCUUUAUUCUGAAGGAGAAAAAUCAAAAAAUCAGUCAAAGCAGCUGGAAAUCUAAACCUGAUGACUUUAGAUCAGCAGGGGAUGGAAGCACAGUCGCUUCUACAAUCAACAGUAUGGAUUGUUUUUCUAUGUCUAGUUUCUUUGUCAGUAUUAUUUUUAUUUCAUUAUGGAACAAUAAAUCAGAUGGCUGACACUGAGGUUGUUGGCCUCUUCAUUAUUACAGCA